CACUUGCCACUCUACACCUACUACUACUAUACUCGCCUUUUAAAUCCAACAUGGUCAAGAACCAAGCAGCUUGGAUCACUGCCGGCAAGGCUAAGCCCCUCAAGGUCGACGAGGCGCCUGAACCGAAGGCGGAGGCGGGGGAGGUCGUCAUAAAGAAUCAGGCUGUGGCCGUCAACCCUGUUGAUUGGAAGGUUCAGGACUACGACUUCGUCAUCAAAUCUUAUCCCAACAUCCUUGGAACAGACGUUGCCGGUAUCAUUGAAGAGGUGGGAGAAGGUGUCACUCGCCUACACAAGGGUCAACGUGUCAUCGGCCAUUGCCACGGACUAGGUACUGGCGAAACAAAGCACGCUGCAUUCCAACAAUACACCGUCUGUGCCGAGAUCCUCGUGUCACCGAUCCCGGAUUCCCUGAGCUUCGGCCAAGCCGUUGUACUUCCUCUCGCUAUUUCAACCGCUGCUGCCGGCUUGUAUCAGAAGCCGCACCUUGCCCUCCCAUACCCGUCAAAGGAUGCGAAACCAACGGGCAAGUCGAUCCUCGUUUGGGGUGGCGCCUCGUCUGUCGGUGGCACUGCGGUGCAGCUUGCUGCAGCUUCUGGCGUACAAGUCGUGGCUACCGCUUCAAGCCGCAAUCACGAUUAUGUGAAGUCGCUAGGCGCGAGCAAAGUCAUCGACUAUAACUCCCCCAGCGUGGAGGACGAUGUCGUAGCCGCCUUGAAAGAGGGUGAUUUUGCCGGUGUUUACGACUCUAUCUCUACUCCGGACACUUUCAAGCAUAUCGGCACAAUCGUUGACAAGCUGGGUGGCGGAAAGAUAGCCUGCGUGCUUACUCCUCCGGAUGAUUUGCCUAAGAGCGCACAGGCACAGGGCGUUUUCGCUAUCACCAUUGCGUCUGAACACAAAGAAGUGGGUAACGCUAUAUGGCGUGAAUAUGUCCCUGAAGCUCUGGCAAGUGGCCGUUUACAGGCAAAGCCCGACCCGCUUGUUGUAGGCUCUGGCUUGGAGAAAAUUCAAGACGGUUUGGACAAGCAGAAAGCUGGUGUCUCAGCGAAGAAGGUCGUCAUUACCUUGUAGUAAAUUACUAGCUACUGAAGCAAGUGGGAAAGACAAACAUAACAAUUUGUUAUUCCUCUAAGAACCGUCUGGUACUACUUGCAAACAAAAUGGAAUACGCAAAGACAGGCUAGUGGAUGACAUCAACGAACCUAG
This is a messenger RNA of Aplosporella prunicola CBS 121167, 1208 nucleotides long. RefSeq lists its product as uncharacterized. The record is from RefSeq and is a predicted model, not a curated record. Bases 51 to 1073 code for a protein of 340 amino acids. Gene Ontology annotation, molecular function: oxidoreductase activity, acting on NAD(P)H. The transcript is spliced from 5 exons. NCBI's taxonomy places the organism in Eukaryota, Fungi, Ascomycota, Dothideomycetes, Botryosphaeriales, Aplosporellaceae.